Molecule: messenger RNA, 687 nt
Organism: Rotaria sordida
Lineage: Eukaryota; Metazoa; Rotifera; Eurotatoria; Philodinida; Philodinidae
Source: the annotation of a GenBank genome assembly
AUGAAAUCUUUAAUUCUUUUAUGUGUCGUUCUUAUAACUGGAUAUUGUUUCCCAACGUCGAAUGAGUCUUGGUCUUUAUUCAAACGUGUUUUUAAAAAAAAAUAUUACUCCAAUGAAGAAGAAAUAAAUCGUCGUCAAAUCUGGGAAGAAAAUGUGGCAAUGAUUCAUCAACAUAAUCUUGAAUUUGAUCUUGGCCUUCAUAGUUAUACACUUGAAAUGAAUCAAUUUGGUGAUAUGACAAAUGAAGAAUUUCGAAAACAAAUGAAUGGAUUUAAAAUGGUUUCAGAGAACGAAAGAAAUCCAAUUAAUUAUCAAACAUUUUCAGCACCAGCAAAUCUUGUUUUACCAGAUAGUGUUGAUUGGCGUACAAAAGGUUAUGUAACAUAUGUAAAAGAUCAAGGUCAAUGUGGUUCAUGUUGGGCUUUCUCCACAACUGGUGCGCUUGAAGGACAACAUUUUGCAAAAACAUCACAACUUGUUCCACUUUCCGAACAAAACUUAGUUGAUUGUUCAUUGCUGAAUUUUGGAUGUAAUGGUGGUAAUCAGGAUCUUGCCUUUGAUUAUAUUAAACUCCAUCAUGGAAUUGAUACUGAAGAGACUUAUCCAUAUAUGGCUGAACGUCAACUCUGUCAGUUUAAGAAAAAAAAUAUUGGUGCUAAUGUUACUGUAAAUAUUUUUAUCUUUAAA